Molecule: messenger RNA, 5125 nt
Organism: Danaus plexippus (monarch butterfly)
Lineage: Eukaryota; Metazoa; Arthropoda; Insecta; Lepidoptera; Nymphalidae
Gene: Nos
Product: nitric oxide synthase-like protein
Exons: 22
Coding region: 82-3717 (1211 amino acids)
Biological process (GO): nitric oxide biosynthetic process
Molecular function (GO): calmodulin binding; heme binding; flavin adenine dinucleotide binding
Source: RefSeq, a predicted model, not a curated record
CCGCGUAUUGGCCUGCGCCUCAUUACUUUAAAACCUCUACCUUGUAAUUAUUUCUUUAUCUGUUUGUGAAUUUAGACGAUAAUGGCUCCCGGAGUUAUUCAAAACUCUGAUACCGUUUUAAAUAGUACGUUGGCUACUAUAGCACACAAUGAGAACCUCAUCUCCGGAGUGACGGAUGACAAUAAAAUUUGUCCAAUCGACCACAUUGUUUUGUCCGAAAUUAAUGAUCAGAGUGGAAAUGCCAAAGACUUGAAGAUUCAGAUACACAAGCUUGAUAGGAAGAAACCGCGCAAAGUUACGAGACCUAAAGUGUUAAAGAACCAUGAAUCAAGGGAGUAUUUGUAUGACAGAUUGUACGACACAACGUGUCCAAGUGUGCCAACACUAUGCAACGAAAAAGCCUGUCUGGGCAGUUUGAUGGCCAUCCCUGGUCGCGGCGACGUACCAAGGAAUUCCGAAGAAGUGUUGAAUGAUGCCAAAGAUUUUCUCGGUCAAUACUUCGCUUCCAUAAGAAGAGCCAAUACAGUAGCACAUGAGGCUCGUUGGAAAACUGUUCAAGAAGAAGUGGCCAAGACCGGGACAUACCAGCUCACCACCACGGAGUUAGUAUUUGGAGCAAAACUAGCCUGGAGAAACGCAAGUCGGUGCAUUGGCAGAAUACAGUGGUCCAAAUUACAAGUUUUUGACUGUCGUCAAGUAACUACGACAAGUGGUAUGUUCGAGGCGCUCUGCAACCACAUCAAGUAUAGCACCAACAAGGGAAACAUUCGGUCAGCAAUUACUGUUUUCCCACAACGCACAGACGGUAAACACGAUUACAGAAUAUGGAACAGUCAGCUCAUAAGCUACGCUGGGUAUAAGAUGCCCGAUAGUACCGUACUGGGUGAUCCCAUGCACUGCGAGUUCACUGAACUUUGCCUCAAAUUGGGAUGGAAGCCUCAGCGCACUGCGUGGGAUAUACUGCCAUUGGUGCUGUCAGCGAAUGGAAAGGAUCCAGACUACUUUGAAAUACCACGGGAUCUCGUGAUGGAAAUCCACAUGAGCCAUCCAACUUACGAAUGGUUCGAAGAGCUGCAACUACGUUGGUACGCACUUCCAGCUGUCUCCAGCAUGCGUUUUGACUGCGGAGGCAUUGAAUUUACAGCCAAUGCCUUCAACGGUUGGUACAUGAGCACCGAGAUAGGGUGUAGAAACUUCUGCGACAACAACCGUCUAAAUAUGCUCGAGAAAGUAGCGGAGAAAAUGGGUUUGGAUACUAGAACACCAGUUAAUCUAUGGAAGGACAAGGCUCUUGUAGAAGUAAAUGUGGCUGUAUUACACAGCUUCCAACAGCAUAAUGCGACAAUCGUAGAUCAUCAUACUGCUUCAGAGAGCUUCAUAAAACAUUUGGAUAAUGAAAACAGACUAAGGUCUGGAUGUCCAGCGGAUUGGAUAUGGAUCGUACCACCCAUGUCUUCAUCCAUCACUCCAGUGUUUCACCAAGAGAUGGCGCUUUAUUAUCUUCGACCUGCAUACGAGUAUCAGGAACCGGCAUGGAAGACCCAUCAAUGGCAGAAAUCAAAGCCGAUCACAGGGAAGAGGCCUAUAAAUAGAAAGUUCCACUUCAAACAGAUUGCACGCGCUGUGAAAUUUACCUCCAAACUCUUUGGUAGAGCGCUCUCUAAGAGGAUUAAAGCCACCGUACUAUAUGCAACCGAGACUGGGAAGUCUGAACAGUAUGCUAAAGAAUUAGGGGUCACAUUCGGUCACGCGUUCAAUGCUCAGGUUCACUGUAUGAUGGAUUACGACAUAACAUCUAUUGAACAUGAAGCGCUUUUAUUGGUCGUUACGUCGACUUUCGGUAACGGAGAUCCACCAGAAAACGGAGUGGCUUUUGGAGAACAUCUCUGUGAACUCUUGUAUGCUGACCAAGUGGGAGAGGAAACAUCUGGAGGUUCACAGUUGCUGACACCUAAAUCAAUUAUAAAAGCAAACAGUCAAAUUGAAUUCCAAAGAUACGCUGGGAACCCCAAGCAACUCAGUCGUCUUGAAUCAUUAAAAGGUAGUACAACUGACGCCGCCUCCAUAGAUAGUUUUGGACCUUUGAGCAAUGUAAGAUUCGCUGUUUUCGCUCUCGGUUCAAGUGCAUAUCCAAAUUUUUGUAACUUCGGAAAAUACGUAGACAAAUUGUUGGGUGACCUCGGUGGAGAACGAAUCCAUGACCUUGCAACCGGCGACGAAAUGUGCGGCCAAGACCAAGCAUUCCGGAAAUGGGCCUCCAGUGUUUUUAACGUUGCAUGUGAAACUUUCUGUUUGGAUGACGAUGAAACCUUACAAGAGGCGAAAAGAGCACUGGGAACAGUAGCGCUGAGUGAAGAAACCGUGCGAUUUACUAUUCCUAUAAUAAAACCACCUCCCCUUUUUAAUGCUUUACAAUCAGCGUUUAACAGGCAAUUGGUUACCUGCGUUGUUAAAGCAAAUAAAGAUUUAGGAGAUACCUCUGCUGAACGAUCUACUAUUUUCAUUGAUAUGGAGCCUAAGGGUGAUAUUAAUUAUGACCCAGGCGACCAUGUGGGAAUAAUGGCAUGUAAUCGUAAAGAAUUGGUUGACAGUCUGUUGGCUCGGCUGAAGGACAUAGAUAAUUAUGAUACGCCAUUGCAAUUGCAACUGAUGAAAGAGACUCAUACAUCAAGUGGUCCUGUAAAAUCAUGGGAGCCUCACGAAAAGCUUCCCGUAGUUAGUGUUCGUGAGCUUUUCACGCGGUUUUUGGACAUCACAAGCCCCCCAACAACAAUUCUUUUGCAGUAUUUGGCAACAACUUGUGAUAAUGAAGAAGAAAGAAAACAACUUAUUACUCUCUCAACGGACCCAGCAGCCUACGAAGAUUGGCGACACUACCAUUUCCCAACCUUGCCAGAAGUCUUACGUCAAUUUAGCUCUGCAAAACCAAGUGCAUCAUUGCUUGCUGCGCUCUUGUCCCCUUUACAACCGAGAUUUUAUUCAAUUUCAUCAUCUCCAAUCGCCCACCCAAAACGAUUACAUCUCACGGUUGCAGUCGUUACUUACAGAACUCAAGAUGGCGAAGGUCCUGUCCACUAUGGUGUUUGCUCAAAUUAUCUCAUGGAUCGUAAAUCUGGGGAUGAGGUUUACCUAUUCAUUAGAAGUGCCCCAAAUUUUCAUCUUCCGCAUGACCUUACUGUGCCUCUUAUACUGAUAGGCCCAGGAACAGGUAUUGCACCUUUUAGAGGAUUUUGGCAUCAUCGUAGAGCUCUUCUUAAUUCUGGCUCACGGCUUAAUGCUGGACCUGUAUGGCUUUUCUUUGGAUGUCGUACCAAAACUAUGGAUUUAUACAGAGAAGAAAAGGAGAAUGCUUUGAAGGAGGGAGUUCUGUCGAAAGUUUUUCUUGCUUUGUCCAGAGAAAAAAAUGUUCCUAAGAUGUACGUCCAAGAAUUGGCAGAAAAGGAAGGAGCCGAAAUUCACGAUUUAUUAAUUAAUAGAGGUGCACACUUUUAUGUUUGUGGCGAUUGUAAGAUGGCUGAAGAUGUGCACCAAAAACUAAAAGGAAUUAUCAAGAAGCAUGGUAGCAUGACUGAUGAGCAGGUUCAGAAUUUCAUGUUCCUGCUUAAGGAAGAAAAUCGUUAUCACGAGGACAUAUUCGGCAUUACACUCCGCACGGCUGAAGUGCACAGCGCCUCGCGUGAAUCAGCUCGUAGGAACCGAGUCGCAGCGCAGCCAUGACGCCGGUCGUCACGUUUUGUUUCAAAUCAUGUUAAUUCAAAGCAAGCUUAACUGUCUUUUACAGUAUCAAAUAAUAUACUUCUUAAAUCUAGAAAAUCGCGCUUUUUACAGCGAUUAUAUUGUAUUUAAUAUUGAAAGUCAUCUUUAUGCUUCAUCUUAUAAUAAUGAUUAGUAUUAAUAGAAUAAUUAUCGUUUUUUUGUGGUCCAGCUUCUUGUAGAGUUUCUCUAAAAUAAAACAAGUAAAAAUAGGUUUCAUUAUUGUUUCAGUAUCAAUGAAAGAAGGAUAGAUGAGAGUCGAAUUGUAGUAAAAAUGUUGUCCCUUAUAACUUGCGUCGCUUUUAAAAGAUAUAAAAUUAUAUUACAUUAUAACACAUUGGGCAGCUAUGAAAAAUCCACUCAUUAUCCAUUUUAUUCUUUAAGUAAAUUAAGGCACCUCUAAUAUGAAUAAAAGAUUUGUUUCAGCCGUCAGGCUUGGAGGUUGUGUAUCAUUUAAUUGAAUUUGUAAAUAAAAAAGGAUUAACGUCUCCUUAAAUUUUGCAGAAAUACACGCACACGUAAUAACUAAAUUAAAUUAAGCUAUCGCUAUAAAAGUUAUUAGAAUGUUUCGUUAAUGUUACAAGUGAUUCCUGAUAAUGAUCCUUAUAAAUAAUUUAUGCAGAAUAACAAGAAACAAUUUAAAAUGUAUAGUUAGUCUCGAUGCUUUUGACGUAAGCCCGUAUGUUGGUAUGCUUAGUUUAGCAUUUAUAUCGGUGCAUUUAUAAGUAACUAUAUUUUAUUUCAAAUUAAUUCAUCAUAACAACGUAUAUCAAACACAUUGCCAAAUUUUGUACAAAAUAAAUUAUAGUUAGUUUAUUUUAUUAUUUGUACAUACACUUUUAUUGAAUAAUUUAAUGUUUACUUUAUCGAAACAAUGCAAUGUAAUAUGAAAUAUGAUUUUAAAAUCGUAAUUAAUUAAGCCAAAUAUUUAAAUUAAUUAUAAAAACAAAAAAAAAAAGUAAUAAUAUUAGGAUAGUAAAAUUUAAUGUUCCAGCUAUAUUUACCGUUCGUCUCAAAUUUCUUCUACGCUACUUUACUCGUUAGUGUUGACUAUGUGAUCCUUUACGCUAGUCCUAAGAAAUGUAUUCAUAUUUUCUAUUAUUAAUUUUUAAAUAUAUACAAUAUUUCUAACUAUUAAUAUUUCUAUUUCGUAAAAUAUUAAUGUUUGUCUUUACCAGAUAUUUACAAUCAGAUAAAAUUUAUUGCACCUUUGGGACUAAAAAAAAUAUUAUCAGAUUCAUAUCAAUUUAUUCGCACGAUUUCAAAUACUUAUUGAAUUUUAACUGUUAAUUAAUAUUAAUAUUUGCGGAUAUAUGAUUAUAAAUUGUCUGUUAUUUAUCAAAUAAAGUUCCUUGAUAUUCGGUAAUGACUA